AAGUGAAAGUUAACCGGAAGGCACGGAGCAGGAGGUGAUCCGGAAGUGAAGGCUGCGGGGGAGGAUGCCGCUGCCCGUCCAGGUCUUUAAUUUACAGGGUGCAGUGGAGCCUAUGCAGAUUGACGUAGACCCACAAGAGGAUCAGCAGAAUGCACCUGAUAUCAACUAUGUGGUGGAAAACCCAACUCUGGAUUUGGAGCAAUAUGCAUCUAGUUACAGCGGCCUGAUGCGGAUUGAGCGGUUGCAGUUCAUCGCUGACCACUGUCCGCAGCUGCGGGUGGAGGCCCUCAAGAUGGCGCUGUCAUUUGUCCAAAGAACUUUCAACGUUGAUGUGUAUGAGGAAAUCCACCGAAAACUGUCAGAGGCCACCAGAGAGCUGCAGAACACCCCUGAUGCUGUCUCUGAUGGUGGGAUUGAGCCUCCUCCUCUUGAUACAGCGUGGGUUGAGGCCACACGGAAGAAAGCCCUUCUCAAACUGGAAAAGCUGGAUACGGAUCUGAAAAACUACAAAGGAAAUUCAAUUAAGGAGAGCAUCAGGAGAGGCCACGAUGACCUGGGUGAUCACUACCUUGACUGUGGGGACCUCAGCAAUGCCCUCAAGUGUUACUCACGAGCCCGUGAUUACUGUACCAGCGCUAAGCACGUCAUUAACAUGUGUCUCAAUGUCAUCAAGGUUAGUGUUUACCUUCAGAAUUGGUCCCACGUUCUGAGCUACGUAAGCAAGGCAGAGUCCACCCCAGAAAUUGCAGAGCAAAGAGGAGAGAGGGACAGCCAGACACAGGCGAUUCUCACCAAGCUAAAGUGUGCGGCAGGCUUAGCUGAACUAGCAGCUCGGAAAUACAAGCAGGCAGCAAAGUGCUUCUUGUUGGCCUCAUUUGACCACUGUGACUUCCCAGAGCUGUUAUCUCCUAGUAACGUGGCUGUGUAUGGUGGCCUCUGUGCAUUGGCCACCUUUGACCGUCAGGAACUGCAACGCAAUGUCAUCUCUAGCAGCUCCUUCAAACUGUUCUUGGAGCUGGAGCCUCAGGUGCGUGACAUCAUCUUCAAGUUUUAUGAAUCCAAAUAUGCUUCAUGCCUGAAGAUGCUGGAUGAGAUGAAAGAUAACCUGCUGCUGGAUAUGUACCUGGCACCUCAUGUGAGGACACUCUACACGCAGAUCCGAAAUCGUGCCCUUAUCCAGUAUUUCAGCCCCUACGUAUCAGCAGACAUGCGCAAGAUGGCCACAGCAUUUAACACCACCGUGGCAGCGCUGGAGGAUGAGCUGACCCAGCUGAUCCUGGAAGGAUUGAUCAAUGCCAGAAUAGACUCUCAUAGCAAAAUUCUUUAUGCUCGGGAUGUAGACCAGCGCAGCACCACCUUUGAAAAGUCCUUAUUAAUGGGCAAAGAGUUUCAGCGACGUGCCAAAGCCAUGAUCCUGCGGGCAGCAGUCCUGCGCAACCAGAUACACGUCAAGUCUCCUCCACGAGAAGGUAGCCAAGGCGAGCUCACUCCAGCUAACAGCCAGUCCCGGAUGAGCACCAACAUGUGAAAAUCUUCAUGUAUGAUCAAAGAACCCUCCCCCUCCCCCCCCCCACUUCUCUGACCCAGCUGUUCGUCCUAUGUCCUAACCACAGACUAUUGAGCCUCACAAACUAUCCCUGUCAUUCUCUCUCUCUUUCAUUGGGGCUGGAAGGGUCAGGGCUGAUGGUGGGGGCUAAUGUUCAGAUUCACAUAACUUAAUUCCUUUAGAACAGAAGCUGUCACUAAAUGCAGCGUCCCUGGAAUUGUCCAUCAUUUUAGUGCUGGUUGAUGUUCUCUGCCCUAUCCUCUGUAUCCUCCACCCCAGAAAGAACUGGUAGUGUAUUUCAGAGAGAUGCUGAUCUUGGGUCUCUUAAGCUGCUGUUAGAGCUUUCCAGGAUCAGAACUGCAAAGGAAGAUUGUAAGUUUGAUGGAUGGGGGUGUAUCUAAAGGGAGACUAUUUCACUGACCUGAAAGUGUUGCCUUGUCUCUGAGCAAUGCAUUGCUUUUUCUUUACUUCAAAGACCUCACACUGAAAUGCUCUCCAUGGUAGGGCCCAGCAUUCAGCCAGAGGGGAGCUCCUCUCAGGAAGCACAUUCUAGGACUUCUCACCCACCCUGGGAAAUAUGGCACUACUUCUGCAUACUCAAAGGCAUCUGUUUCAGGUUUUUGCACUUACCCUGGAGCCAACCUCUUUCAGUCUGGCCUGUCCUUUUUUCAAAGGCCUGUUUCCUAAUUUGUUCCCACAUGCAUAUCACUUGGCUUUGGAUUUUGGUGAUGGUUCGCCACUGCAGUAAGGCUCCAUCUUGUGCAUUUCACUUCAUCAGCGUACAGUGGCUUCUUAACCUGUGCACCAGUGGCUCCUGGUGGCCUGAGUCAAUGCCAUAGAAAUACAACACAUCUGGGGCAGAAACCAACAGAAGCCAGCCCAGGCGCCUGAUCGGCAGGUGCAUGUGUCCCAACUUUCCUUUUAUAAACGGGUUUAAGGUUGCAGCCCAGACCCCGGAUAGUGUUGUACCAAUGAACGUAGUCAAGUGUUGAAUGUUCUGGAAUUACAGCAUCUUUAUAUUCAUCCAGUCCCAUAGGACUGACUGGUCCAGCAAUUUACUACAAACAAAUGUUAUUGUUAAUGCUAUUUUUGUUUUAAAAUAAGUCGUUAUCCCUAGUGCAUUAAAGAGGGCAAUUAAAAAGCUCA
Messenger RNA from Gopherus evgoodei (Goodes thornscrub tortoise), 2692 nucleotides. RefSeq names its product G protein pathway suppressor 1 (gene GPS1). The record is from RefSeq and is a predicted model, not a curated record. The coding region runs from base 65 to 1528 and encodes 487 amino acids. Lineage: Eukaryota; Metazoa; Chordata; Testudines; Testudinidae. Gene Ontology annotation, cellular component: COP9 signalosome. The transcript has 14 exons.